UGCAUGCAUCGCAUUUUGCCGGCUAAAAUAUAUGUGUGGAUAUUUAAUUUGUUUGUAUAGAACUAAACAAAACACAACCCUACCUGCUUUGUUCAUCACGCAAAUAUUCAUAAUUCCUUCCCUUCCAAUGUUUUCUUCAGAAUCUCCGAAUAUAUACCAAGUAUCAACCACGUGCCCCCCAACAAAUUAAACACCAAGAAUAAUUUUAGGUAUAUAUAUUACCUCCAUUUUAUAAUAAUGAUACUAAACAUAUAGAAGUUGUUGUGUUUGACAUAUCCAAAGAGCAUCAUGUGAUGCAUGAUGAUGAAGAGAUGAGACAAAUGGAAGGGUAACAGCUAGCUUCCAAUUUGAACUGUGAAUCAUUCCACCAAAGAAAAUCAAGGCAAACCAACCAAUAUAAACACACAUACAAUACAAGUUGAAUUAACUGAACAAGAAAUGGGAUCAAUAAUGCGCAAAGACCCAAGCGUUGUCCACUUUAGUCAUCCACAUCCAUUGGAAUUCACCACAGAAUUAAACAAUAAUAACAAUGUAACAUGCUUUGGCUGCAAGCUAAGUUUCAUGAAUGGUGAAUCCUACUACCAUUGCGAACCCUGCAACUUCUCUCUCCACUAUGCAUGCUUCAAGAUGCCACUGAUAACAAAGCAUCCAUCCCAUUCCAAACACGAUCUAGUCCUCAUCGUCAUACCAUCCUCACCGGCCACCAGAGCAACCCUAAGAUGCGCCGCGUGCGGCCACCACGUCACCGGAUUCACCUACCACUGCGCCGAAUGCAGCAGCGUAUUCUUCCACGCCUUCUGCCUGGCGCUGCCGCUGUCCGUGGCCAUCUCGCCGCACCCUCACAGAAUGGAGCUCGAAUUCAUGCCUCCCUAUGACUUCUUCUGUGACUUGUGCACCAAGUCAACCUACAACAUUGGUUGGCUAUACAGAUGCAGGAUGUGCGAGUUCGACUCGCACAUCGCCUGCGCUGUUCAGAACAUCGAACCGCAGUCGGUUGAGCAUCCUUCUUUCACUCAGGCCAACGCUUUGAUGACGCAGUUCACCGCCCACCACGGCGGCGGCAUGGUGUAUGAGAUCAUGCGUUUGGUUGCCACGCAGAUCCAACAAGGAAAAGUUGUUGGUAGUCCAAGUCCAUCACGAGGUCGUGAUUUCAGAGCGUAUUUGGAAGAAAGAACACCGUUGAGAGAUAAAUCCACGCCGAGUCGCCAAUUCAGCGAGGCAUAUUUUUCGAUAGAUUUGAACGCGAAGAAAGACGGUGAUGAUCAGAAAAGUAAUAAGAAUCAUCUAAGCGUUGUUGCAGAGAGGAGCGAAGGGGAUAAGAGUGUUAAGUUGAACUCAGCAGUUUUUGAAGAACUUGGUGAAGCAAAUCAUAAAGUGGUGAUGGUAAUGAAUCAAAACUCUAAGCAAAGAUUAUUGCCCACUCCUAAAACCAAUCAUAAACCUUCACACUCGGGAAGAGAUAGCGGCUCAUCUGGUUGGAAGAAGUUCCUGUCAUGUUGCCUUUAAUAAUUAUUUAUUAGCACAGCCAUGUGGAUAUGUAUACAUAUAUACAGUAAGGUUUUUGAAGCACAUAGAUAUAAAAUGAAAAUAAUUGCACACUUCACUAUGUUCAUAAUAUAUACCAAUAUAGUGAAUUUAAUUUGGAUUUUGUGAAUUUAAUUACGCCUAUUAAUUCUAGUGUGAACCCAAAUUUAAUGAACGCAAGUUUGAAAACUCUGGCUACAGAAACAAAGGACAUUAAAUUCUAGCGGUGAUGAUAAGGUUAGGUUAAUGGGAUUCUAAUGUUGUACGAGACAUUAAUCCCUUUUAUUUGGUCUGAUAGUACUUGAAGGAGGUAGUAGUGUAGUGCCCUACCCCCCUAUAAAUAGGGGCCAAGACAAAAGACUUUUAUUUUGUGAAAUUGGAAGCAAGUUUUAGGGCAGGUGAAAAUGGAUUCACAUAUAUAAUAGUCCAAAUUCGGUUGGAUUGAUCUGAUAAAAACAGUAGUGGGUGUAAUAAGAGAGAAUAGUACUACUUCUACUAGUGGAGGUUGAAACGGAGAAUGAAUGAAUCAAACAAAGUGCAAAAUGACAGUGCCCACCCCACCACACCACACCACACCAUGCCCAUUGCCUUUUCUAUUGUCCACUAAUUACAACACAUUACUCUUCCUUUGUUUUUCUGAGGACAAAACAUACAAACACAAAUUCCACUAACAAAAUUACAUUUUUCCUUUUAAUUCCUCCAGAAAUUAAAACCACUAUGCUUUUAUGAAUUCAUGUCCUAUGUUAACUACUGGGUUGCCAAUCUUUCAUACUCUUGUUUUUGUAUCAUUUCUUACUGAAUUAUGUAUAGUACAAGGGUAAUGUACAACAAUCAUCACAGAAAAAAAA
Molecule: messenger RNA, 2372 nt
Organism: Arachis ipaensis
Lineage: Eukaryota; Viridiplantae; Streptophyta; Magnoliopsida; Fabales; Fabaceae
Product: Cysteine/Histidine-rich C1 domain family protein
Source: RefSeq, a predicted model, not a curated record